Dermacentor silvarum is the source of this 2888-nucleotide messenger RNA. RefSeq names its product immunoglobulin domain-containing protein oig-4. NCBI's taxonomy places the organism in Eukaryota, Metazoa, Arthropoda, Arachnida, Ixodida, Ixodidae. The transcript is spliced from 4 exons. The record is from RefSeq and is a predicted model, not a curated record. Bases 808 to 1314 code for a protein of 168 amino acids.
GGGGUGUACCCGACUCAACGAAACGGGCCGGCCGACCGACCGGCCCGGCGUGAUCGCGAAACGCUGGGCCAGAGAGAGUUCGGCGCCUGGCGGCGAAGGCGGCGCUGCUUCGUCCCACCCCGCGCUCGACAAACCCUGGGCUCGUCGCUCUUAGCACGCCUUGUCAGCGUCGGCGUUGAAAGGAAAACGCGUCGUCGUCCUUCGUCAUCGAACGAGACGUGACAACUUUUCGGACGACACUGCUGCUCGAAGCGGCAACUGAAACCUGCCGAAGAGUUUGUUCCUCCCUGUCGCUGGUGUUUGCUUGCGCGUCGACAGGGCAGCGCUAGUUCGGGCAGGCUGAGUGAGGACCUGACUUUCCUACGCUUCCACUUAUCUUGUAUACUUCACCGCUGAGUUGACGCACGCCAUAGAAUAACUUCAGAUAGAAGGUUCGUAGAGAGCGGGAUAGUCGUAGGCGGUCGAAAAGAGGGGGAAAAAACAAGUAAUUCGAAGUACGUACGGUAGGGUAAAAAGUGAGGAAGUUUCCAUUCGGUCGAUCAGUAGAGACUCGCAUCGAGAAAGAAGCGAUCGUGUUAGACGGUAGGGCCCUGUGAUAGUACACGGAAAGCGGCGGCACGUAGACAGUCAAGACAACUAGCAGCGAGAAGCCUCGGACGACGUAAGGUGCAAGCAGUCGACGACCGGGAUCAAGUGCAGCGGCGGCGCCCGAGCAAGGUUCGGCCCCUGGGGAGCCGCGCGGCACUACCACCACUCAGCAGAGGAAGCAGCCGGACAGGCGGGCAAGGAAGGAACCAAGGGGGGUCCAUGUCGUCGCGGCUCCUGGCGUGCUGGCUGGCCCUGGCGGUGGCGCUGACGCUGCUGCUGUCCGAGGCGCAGGGCGCCAAAGGCCGCGGAGGCAAGCGGGGCCGCGGACGCAUGCGCUCCUCUGGAUCGGCGCGAUACAUCUUCUACACACACCCCAAGCGGAAGGAGUACUACGACAACCCGAACGGUGCCCAGAUCGAGAAGGCGUCGCACUUCGACUACGAGUUCUUUCUGGGCCACAAGAUCGUGUUCAUCUGUGUGGCACGCGGUGUACCUCGGCCCCGCAUCACCUGGUACAAGGAUGGCAUCGAGAUAUUCGCACACCCGUACAUGCAGUCCAUCUUGCAAAUAUCUGAGUGGCAGCUAGAAGGAGACCGCAUCAAGAGCAAGCUUGAGAUUGACCCAGCAAGACAAAUGGACUCGGGCAACUAUGAAUGCCAGGCAGACAACAAGUACGCCAUCGACAGCCGAACCUUCAAAGCCGACUUCAGCUCCCUAGGCAGCUAGGCUGCAGCAGGUUCCUUCACAAGCUUGCGACAACACGUACUAUUGCAGACGGACACCAAAUCCACCCGACACAUACAUCCACUAAAUAUUUCUCCAUUAAUCGGUCUACACAUCGCAUUGACUGACAGCAACCUGCAUCAUUCAAUGUGGCACAGUGGAUGGUUAUGCACAUGAAAGCAUCAAUUUCAGCAACGACUGAUAGAAAGUCAAAAAGCAAAUGAAGCGAAACAGCUUUUACCUGGCUUUGGAAUCAUAAGCUCAUGCAUUCAAUAAACACAAAAUCGUCACAAAGCGAACUUACACUAUCACAUCUAUGGACCAGCUGGAGAACAGCUAGCGUGUCCAAAUCUCAGGUGGAAAUUACGUCUUCUAAAACACCUCCAUCAUUUACACAUUUCAUUUCUUCAGCAACUAGCCAAGACUUCCAAUCUGCUCAUGUACUACAAGGCAGCAAAAGGACAAAUAUAACUUGCUUAUGUCUGUAUCAGAAGAGAGCACAAUGCAUAAUGCCGCAGGGUUGUUGUUGUUGUUUUUUUUUUCCCUUGUGUUUUAAACUUAUAGAGUUCUGCUUUUUGCUCAUUUAGGUCUUGAAUCACACAGGUAACAAGAUCUUAGAGAUAUGCCUGCAUUGUAAAUAGUCAAUUCUAAUCAGCUUCACUCCAUCCACUCAGUAAAACCAAACAGAAUGCAGAAAACCAACAAAAACAGACACUCAUAGAGCUUAUUACACCUGUACACCUGCUGCAUUGUGGUGUGAUAUUUCCUGUCCCAAAACAGACUACAAAAUAUGAUUAAGAAACAAGACGAGUACUAUCAGAAAAAAGUAUCGCCCAUUUUCCACUGGUCAUAAGCUCAGCAUUAAACUAGCUAGGCAUAGAAGUAGUGCCCAGCAAAGCCUAAAUUCAUACUUGCAUGCACGCAGCAAAUUUACUCAUACAGGAAAACAAACACAUACGAAACAAGCCUACAGUAGCAAUAAUCCAGAAAAUACUAAAUGCCAGAAAAUUGACGGAUUUGAACUCACACUGUAAAAGCGUGCAGAGAUUGUUUUUUUAACAGCAAUGAAAACAAUGCGAAAAAAAAAAUGGUUCUCAACAUCAAGUUAAGGCUUCGUAAGCCCAUACUUCUAAACCAAGCUCUCCCUCUCGUUAAGAUUGUGAGGAUCAUGACAUUCAACUCGAUGACACUACAGAGAUAGAUGGCAAAGAGUGAAGUCACGGUGGAAAACGAGACUGUGGGUCCCAUUCGUUCACCCUCACGAGUGUUUCAUCAUUAGCACCAUUAUCGUGUAGUAAAAACAGCCACAGCUGACACAAGCAUGUACACACAACAGACCUUUGUUUCCCAUUAAAGUAACAGAACAGCAUGAAAACACUUGUACGCCCCAACAAUCACCUUUUUCCUAGUACCUGUCAGUGCCAAAGUCUCUUUCAUGUCGAAGAUAAACAGGUGUCUUAUGCUUGGUACAAAAUGCCAAACACAAAACAGCAUGUGCAUUACAAGUCCCUCGUUGCGCAUUCUGUGUGUAGCUCUCUAGCAGCUCUGCUCAUGUGUCCCUGAUUGUUAAAAUAAAA